This is a messenger RNA of Camelina sativa (false flax), 1862 nucleotides long. Its product is annotated as putative serine/threonine-protein kinase PIX13. NCBI's taxonomy places the organism in Eukaryota, Viridiplantae, Streptophyta, Magnoliopsida, Brassicales, Brassicaceae. Gene Ontology annotation, biological process: protein phosphorylation. Gene Ontology annotation, molecular function: protein kinase activity; ATP binding. The record is from RefSeq and is a predicted model, not a curated record.
ACUAAUAAUAAUAUAUAAUAAAUUAACAAUAUAUACAUUUCCGCCCCAAAGAAAGAGUUUAUUUGGCUUGGUCUUUCCUCUCUAUUUCUCAGCUUCUUCCUCCCAUCUUUCAAUCAAAAUCCCCAGAAAAGAAACUAAGAAAGGGUGGACAGUUAAGUUCUCUCUAAAGUUUAUGUAUCAUAAAGGGUGAAGCAAAGACUAAAAACAGAGAAAACAACAGAGUAAAUUAAGUCAAGAGCUCUGUUUGGUCUUAAUGGGGAACAUCUGCCUUGGCUCUGGAUCUUCCACUGUUCAACAGGAACAAAGCCCUGUCUCCACCAAACCCCUCCCAGUGAGACAUGGGCAGCAACAUCCAGAGAACAAAAAGUUUCCUCCGGCGCUAGUGACGAUGCCGGCUUUAAAUCCCAAGUUUCCGAUGCCGGAAACAGGAAAUAGAACGAGAUCCGCCGCUACACAACUUCGUGAAAAACCACAGCAGAGGACAAGAUCCGUCGAGAACCCAAACCCACCUCGUGAGAAACCGCAGGAGAGGAGUAGACCCGACGAUGAUCAGCCAUCAAAACCGGCGGCAGAGAAACAGGUAUUAGGCAUAGGGAAAAAGGCAGUGCCACCGAGCGGGAAGAUAGUGACGCCAAAUCUUAAGAUGUUUACAUUAGUUGAGCUUAAGACGGCGACCAAGAAUUUCCGACCAGAAUCUGUGAUCGGAGAAGGUGGAUUUGGACAGGUUUUCAAAGGAUGGGUGGAUGAGAAGACCUUAGCUCCGUCUAGAGCCGGCGUCGGAAGACCAGUCGCCGUUAAGAAGUCAAACCCUGAUAGUGAGCAAGGCUUACAUGAAUGGCAGUGUGAAGUGAGAUUCUUAGGGAAGUUUCAUCAUCCAAAUUUGGUGAAGCUCUUGGGUUACUGCUGGGAAGAGAAUCAGUUCCUUUUGGUCUAUGAGUAUUUGCCUAAAGGAAGCCUUGAAAAUCACCUCUUCGCAAAAGGAGCAGAGGCAUUGCCUUGGGAUACACGAUUGAAGAUAGCCAUUGAAGCAGCUCAAGGACUUACCUUUUUGCAUAACUCGGAAAAGAGUGUUAUCUAUAGAGACUUCAAGGCUUCCAAUAUUCUUCUUGAUUCCAACUUCCACGCCAAGCUUUCUGACUUCGGACUAGCUAAACUAGGUCCAAUUAAUGGAUUCUCCCACGUAACCACGCGUGUCGUGGGCACACGUGGUUAUGCAGCUCCCGAGUACAUGGCUACAGGUCAUCUCUACGUGCGGAGUGAUGUUUACGGGUUUGGGGUGGUACUACUAGAGCUCUUAACCGGUUUAAGAGCAUUAGACCCAAACCGACCAUCUGCACAACAGAAUCUUGUGGAAUGGGCUAAACCGGUGCUGACACAGAAGAAGAAGCUUCAGAAAAUGAUGGACCCAAGGCUUGAGCACAAGUAUCCACUUUUGGCGGUGCUCAAAACCGCCGAGCUCAUUCUACGGUGUCUUGAGGCUGAUCCCAAAAACCGACCGCCAAUGGAUGAUGUGCUCAGAGAACUAGAAAUCGUAAGGACUAUCAGAGACCAACCCAAAGAAGAGAGACGUAAACGGAGCAAUGGUUCUGAUAAUAACCGGGUUCGAGGAAAUGAUUCAUCACACGGCCGUAGAACCGGUCGAAACUGAUAGUCAAAGAGUUCUUUUGGAUCAGUCAUGUACUAUACACACUAUAUACAAACGAACCACCUUUAAAAACAAAAUUUGAUCCUUUUUUCUCUGGUAGUAUAUAUUAUUUAUUUCUAGAAACUUAGCGAAACAUUUGUUGUACACUAUUGAGUCAAAAUAUAGCCAUAAUUUAUAUUUUUUUUCAAAGAAAAUAAUAUAUAAUCUUUGUAGUUAA